AUGGAAACAGCUCAUUGCUUUCGCACUGAAAGACGGGCAAAGCAUUGGGUUAUGCCCAUUUUUGCCGUUGCCAUCCCCAGCACAAAGUCGAACGAAAGGGCUUAAGUAGGCUUUGGCUAACUCAAUUAAGCCUAAUUCAAUUUGUGUAUAACAUGGUUUUCGACCAGUCUCAAGCUGGGUGAACUGGAACGAAAUACCAGAGUUCGAGGACACUACAUGGAGGAUGGGGUUGGCUGCUGCUCGGGGAAGCCAGCAGGACCAUUUGGGUCAGGGCAUUCGUAGGCAGGGCCGUUACCAGAACGAACGGUGAAUUAGGGGCGCUCUUGGGCUGGGGCAGGAGAGGUUGCAGCAGCUUUGUUUCCAGGAUGGAGCUAGGACUCUAGGCGGUAUGUUGCGCAGCCUCUCCGGUCAUGGCAAAGGAAGGCUUGGCGGGUGCAGGCGAUGCAUCUUCAGGUAGGGCUGCACGGGGAAUGACCUUCAUGCCCGACCACGGAGCCGUAAUGACGUGGGUCUUAUAGCGCCCCCCCCCUCGACUAAUCCUGACACCUUAUCCCUCAAUCAGUUAGUUGUUUCCUCUUUACCCCUCGACUAAUCCUGGGUGUAUUCGGGGGGUCUUUCCUUCUUCCCCCCCAGACGUAGGGGUGGUUACCCGUACGUUAGUUGAGGAUGGUGUCUGGGUGCUGGUUAUUGUGUGAUGUGGCCUGCAAGUUGUUGUUCUUUCGGCUGGCGCACAAGCAGCACAUAAACGUCUGUGUGUGCCCCUUCGGACAAUGUGCACAAUGUUACAUGUGGGGGUUGUGCAGUAUGUGGAAGCUUAGGUGUUGUACAGGUUCAUAAACCCUUUGCAAAAGCCCUCUGAACACAUAGCGAAGUCUCCCACAGUAGAGCACGUUGGAAAUUUCGUCUGGACGGCUCUCACAAAGUGGGUAUUCCGGAAAUGCCAAACAUUGACGUUUUUGUCCAGACAUUUUUAGGACGGGCGAAGGUACUGAUCAUUGUCUGAUGGCACGGGCCGUUGGCCGACGCGCGCUGGGUCGACUUUGGCUCCGUCACUGCUGGCAAGGAGCUCGUACUGCCAGCCAUCCCUGCGACGUUCAAGGCUGACAACGUGAGGGAUGCAGAGGGGCUACUGGCAUUGCUGAGGCAGCGGCGCAUCAUGCCGGAGGGCAGCACAGCCCUCAUCAAAUCCCUCUCUGGCGGGCUGCUGCGGUGGCAGGACCUUGAGGAUGGUCCUGAGCUGCCUACUGAAGGGCGUCUGGAGGUCGUGUUUAAGCUGGGCACUACAACAGGAUCAAGCUCAUCCAAGGACUACAGCGGGGCUUGGCUCUACUCGAAGUACGUGGCUGAGAAGUUUGGAAUGGACGCGCCGUACAAGCAGUAUGGGCUUUACUCCUGUACGGCCGCUGGCAUGCUCUACGGGGCCAGCAAGUGGCGGCGGGCCAGCCUGUUGGCGCAGGCGGUGCUGCAGCCCGACCCUAGCCAGCAGGAGUUGUUGCGGCUGAUGUUGGGUGCAACGGCUGACCAGUUCAAGCUUGCCGUCCACUAUGUUGGUAGGUUUAAAGCACAGGGGGUCAUCGGGGCAGCCAGUGCACCACUCCUGUGGUUAGGGUACUGCCGAGCUUCACGGCUGUACAAGCAGCGUACGUAGGUGGCCGGCGAGGGUUUAGGAUGGAGACAAGCGAGGGGGGCUGAUCAAGGCAGACGUAAGGAAGCAGUUCUUGGGCAGCAAAAUGGAGGAACACCCAGGAGACAACAGUGCCGCACCGUGCAUGCUUCAUGUGGCUCCAGAAUUCCCCAUGUUGUUUGUGUAAGCACGCCCAGCAAACGGAGGUCCCUGAAGUUGUGCGUGCUACUGAGGCCGAUGUGGCAGCCAUCUAAACAUGAUGGGCAGCGUCAGUGCCCUUCAAAACGUGAAAUGUAUGAAAUGUGUAACAUGUAUGGAGCUAUGAUGAGGAGAAAGAAAGAUGGGUCGAUUGCGUGUGUGGGCCACGUCGGCUGGUUGCAUGAUUGUAGUUGAUGGCGACCAUCCAGGAUAGACCAAUGUGGUGCCAACCUAUCACACCGUGUGAGCCGUGUCGUGCUGACAAUGACAAAAGGGUGUUAGCGUUCGUCGUUGAGCGAAUGCCCACGGGCGAGACACCUGAAAGGAUGGGUUACAACAGCCGACAGGGGGAAACGCAUAGGCACAAGAAUGUGUUGUGGGACCCUUUGACAGAUGCCAUCGUGGAUGAUGGGAGCAUUUGAAUGCACAACAUGUGCGCACGUGAUUGUUUUGUUGUUGGUGCCAUGAGAGCUCGCCGGUGAGGCGUGCGGCUUAGUCAAGAGUUUGAGGCCGUUUCAAUUGUGUAACUGCAAGGAGAUGGCUUGAUUUGG
Molecule: messenger RNA, 2373 nt
Organism: Astrephomene gubernaculifera
Lineage: Eukaryota; Viridiplantae; Chlorophyta; Chlorophyceae; Chlamydomonadales; Astrephomenaceae
Source: the annotation of a GenBank genome assembly